AUGGCAUUUAAAGUGGAUAGUCCCAACGUGAGUUACACUGAAAAUUUUAUCAUCAGUGACUACAAGUAUGAAACAACCGAAAUACUCCAGGACAAUGGUACCAUGAGAGCUGUACCAGUCUCGACUCAGUUCAAGUUUCGUACUGAGUGCAAGAAACCCAGAGUUGGCUGCAUGUUGGUAGGAUGGGGCGGCAAUAAUGGCACAACUGUUACAGCAGCCGUCAUUGCCAAUAAACUCGGUCUGUCAUGGGAAACCAAAACUGGCAUGAAGCAUGCCAAUUAUUUUGGUUCUCUGACUCAAGCAUCAACAAUUUGUCUUGGAAGUGGACAACAUGGAGAUGUGUACAUUCCUUUCAAAGACAUUUUACCCAUGAUAGAACCAGAAGAUAUAGUGUUCGAUGGCUGGGACAUUUCCUCAUUGGAUUUAGCUGAAGCCAUGGAGAGAGCUUGCGUACUGGAUGUCCAGUUACAAAAACAACUGUACAAGCAUAUGGAAAAAUACAAGCCACGCCCAUCCAUCUACUUUCCAGACUUCAUUGCCGCUAACCAGGCUGAUCGUGCUGAUAAUGUUCUCAAAGGCAGUAAGCAGGAACAAAUGGAACAGAUACGAAAAGACAUCAGAGAUUUUAGAAAUGAAAAUCAGCUUGAUAAAGUGAUAGUUCUAUGGACUGCGAACACAGAACGCUUCUCUGAUGUCCGGUCCGGUCUCAACGACACUGCUGCAAACCUUCUAACUUCCAUCAAGGAAGGUGAAUCGGAAGUUUCACCAUCAACUGUAUUUGCUGUUGCUAGUAUCCUGGAAGGAUGUGCAUACAUUAAUGGAUCACCACAGAAUACACUGGUUCCUGGCGUCAUUGAACUGGCUGCCAAGCACAAAGUAUUCAUUGGUGGGGAUGAUUUCAAGUCUGGCCAGACAAAAAUCAAGUCAGUCUUGGUUGAUUUUCUUGUCAGUGCCGGUAUCAAGCCAGUUUCCAUCGUCAGUUACAAUCACCUUGGCAACAACGAUGGCAAGAAUUUGUCGGCACCCCAACAAUUCCGUUCGAAGGAGAUCUCCAAGAGCAACGUAGUUGAUGAUAUGGUCCAGUCUAAUUCUAUCUUGUAUGAGGAAAAUGAGAAACCAGAUCACUGCGUCGUCAUUAAAUACGUACCAUUCGUUGGUGACAGUAAGCGUGCUAUGGACGAAUAUACCUCAGAGAUUAUGAUGGGCGGCCACAAUACCAUCGUGAUGCACAAUACGUGCGAGGAUUCGCUUCUUGCUAGUCCAAUCAUAUUAGACUUGGUUAUCCUCUGCGAGAUGUGCCAGAGAAUCAAUUUCAAGACAGCUAACAGUGAUGACUGGGAAACUUUCCACCCAGUGUUGUCCAUCCUCAGCUACCUCUGUAAAGCCCCGCUUGUUCCCUCGGGUACACCAGUGGUCAAUGCACUCUUCAAACAACGUGCCUGUUUGGAAAACAUCUUCCGAGCCUGCAUCGGACUACCGCCAAUCAACCACAUGACUCUGGAACACAAAGUCAGCACACCACUGCCAAAGAUCGCUGAAACUAAAAAGGUUGAGAUCACCGAAAAGACUAAACCGGUUAUUUUCAAGACGAUGAAGCAGGCUUCAGCUGUGCCAUGUGAAGAAUAAGACAAAUUCUGAAAUAAAGACUAUGCAAGGAUUUAGAAAACUGGUUAAUUAUAGAGUGGGUUUUGUAUAUAACCACUGUCUUAUACACAAUUUAAAUUCGCAGAUCUCAUUCUGUGAAAUAUGGAUACAUUAUAUAAAUCUAAUAUGUGUCACUGAGUUUCCAUGUCUAGGGUUCAUUGAACAUUUUUUUUUAAUUUUUCUACACCUAUUAUCAAUAUUAUUUUAAUGUAUUAUUUAUCAUAAGUUUCAAGCAAUAUUGUCACAAAAAAGAUCCCCUAACUUACAGAAUGUUGAAAAACUUUAAUAACAUUAGACAGACCAGACUGCAGACGCCUUUGACUUCAUAAUAAACAGAGACCCCCUUGCUAAAUAUUGCAUUUACCCGAUACAUCCUUAAAUUCAUCUAUCCUCAAUUCUAAUUACAUUUUAAAUACUGAAAUGCCAAAGACCUGUAAAUAUAACUAAAGUUUUUCAACAAUUAUGAUUACUGUGAAAGAAAUGGUUUUAAUGUACCUUAUUUAUCUGAUUUAAAAAAACAAGAACAUUUCUGAAGUAGAAGCACACAAGCCAAAAAUUGCAUUUAUUGUAUGCAAAAUCAUUGAAAUGUGAAUGUAGACUCAUCUCAGUCAUUUACAUAAAGAUAUGUUUCUAGCAGUAAAAAAUAUGAGAUACAUUCUAGUAAUUAACCAUGCAAUUCAUUGCUUCAUUGAUAAAAAUUUGAGUUCAAAAUAAGAUUAACAUCAAAUAUAAUUAUGUAAUUGGGUCUAAAAUUAGUUCAGAACUUCAAAAAAUAUUUUGCUUCAAUAUUUAGAAAAGAAAUACCAGUCAUGUUAAAGUGUACAUCAUGAAUAUAGGUAACAAUGAUUUAUUGCAAUUUAAUUUGGAAUGUCUGCACUCGACAACUAUAUUUUGACAGAUUAUUUCUGCGUUUAUGUGAUCAACUGCAUUUUUUUAACAAGGAAAUCAGCACCCAUGUCUUAAAGAUGACAAAUUAUAAGAGGAUUUAUCACAUACAUGUAUCAGCUUUUUAUAUCAGUAUUGUAAAUAAAAGAGCUCACCAAUAUUAAAUGUUUUUAGAAAUAUAAUGUUACAUAUUGCAAACGUUGGGCUCACUGUAAUGACAACUUGGUUGGGUACUACCAGUAAUAUUUUGCUGUAAAAUCAUAAUCAAUAAAUCAAUAAUUUAUAUUAUAAACAAAAAAAA
Molecule: messenger RNA, 2830 nt
Organism: Saccoglossus kowalevskii
Lineage: Eukaryota; Metazoa; Hemichordata; Enteropneusta; Harrimaniidae
Product: inositol-3-phosphate synthase 1-A-like
Biological process (GO): inositol biosynthetic process; phospholipid biosynthetic process
Molecular function (GO): inositol-3-phosphate synthase activity
Source: RefSeq, a predicted model, not a curated record